AAAGCCGGUGAACACUGUAAAAACCAUUGUUUAUCCUAGUACUUAAAAUAUGUCUCUUUUUCUCUAUAGUGUCCGAUAUCAACAUAUGAACAACUUUACCAAAGUUAUCAGUUGUUAAUAAAAUUUCCCAAUUUACUUUCAUUUAGCGUGUAUAUUCAAUUGUCGAAGACAGAUCAUAUUUACAAAUCAUUUUUCAUGAAGGUCAUAAAGGGUUAUCUCCCCUCACAUAGCAUUCUUGGCAACUAAAAAUGGAUCCACUUUUUCUAGCCUACAGUUGUUACAGAAGGAAGAAAUACCAAGAAUGUACAGAUAUAUGUACAGAGUUAUUAGAAAAGAAUCCAUAUGACCAGGCAUCUUGGACAUUGAAGACUCGAGCUUUAACAGCACAGGUUUAUGUAGAUGAAGUUGAUGUGGAUGAAGAAGGUAUUGCAGAGAUGUUAAUGGAUGACAAUUCCAUAGCACAGGUGUCCAGACCUGGAACAUCUCUCAAACAACCAGGGACAGGCCAUGGUGGUCCUAGUCAAGGAGUAAGACCAAUGUCCCAGUCAGGAAGACCGUUGUCAGGAUUUACCCGUCCUGGAACACAGGGUGGGAGACCAGGUACAAUGGAACAGGCCAUUAGGACCCCACGUACAGCACAUACUGCCAGACCUGUCACUAGUGCCUCUGGGAGAUAUGUCAGAUUAGGAACUGCUUCUAUGUUGUCAACACCAGAUGGACCUUUUAUUAACCUGGGUAGAUUGAACUUUACAAAGUAUGCCUCGAGACAGAACUUAGCCAAAUCAUUGUUUGAGUAUAUAUUUCAUCAUGAAAAUGACGUCAGAAAUGCCCUAGAGCUGGCAGCAUUAGCUACAGAAGCAUGUCAGUUUAAAGACUGGUGGUGGAAAGUACAGUUAGCUAAAUGUUAUUACAGAUUAGGAAUGUUUAGAGACUCAGAGCAGCAAUUAAAAUCAGCAUUAAAACAACAAGACAUGGUGGAUCCCUAUCUGUAUCUAUGUAAAGUAUAUCUCAGGCUUGAUCAACCUCUUACUGCUGUUGAAGUUUAUAAACAAGGAUUGGAUAAAUUUCAAGGGGAAACAACUCUAUUAACAGGAAUAGCUAGAAUUUAUGAGGGUUUAAAUGAGAUGGAAAAUGCAGUUAAAUUUUAUAAAGAUGUUUUAAUGUAUGAUAGUAUGCAUGUUGAAGCCAUAGCUUGUAUAGCAACACACCAUUUUUACACAGAUCAACCAGAAGUUGCACUGAAAUUUUACAGACGAUUACUACAGAUGGGUGUAUAUAAUGCAGAAUUAUUCAGUAAUUUAGGACUAUGUUGUUUUUAUGCUCAGCAAUAUGAUAUGACACUAACAUGUUUUGAGAGGGCCUUAUCUUUAGCAGAAGAACAGACAAUGGCCGAUGUUUGGUUUAAUAUUGGACAUAUUGCCUUAGGUAUUGGAGAUAUGAAUCUUGCCUACCAAUGUUUUCGCCUGACUUUAGCCAAUAAUAACGAUCAUGCUGAAGCCUAUAACAAUUUAGGUGUUUUAGAACUGAGGAAAGGCCACAUAGAUUUGGCAAGAUCAUUUUUCCAGGCAGCUUUUAUAAUAUCUCCACAUAUGUAUGAACCACAUUAUAAUUGGGCCGCUUUAGCAGAUCAGUUGGGAGAUUUACAGAGCAGUUAUAAUGCAGCUAAGAGAGCGGUGGAUGCGUUCCAAGACCAUGUUGACUCAAAAGAUUUAUUAAAGCAACUGAAACAUCAUUUUUCAUUACUGUAACAUUAGUGUCAGAAUAAUCUUCUACUGUGAUAUAUUUAAUAAGUUUAUGAAAUGGAAAUGACAGACUUGGUUUACAAUUGUUAUGUAUGUUUUUUGUACUUGUUGUAGUAUUAAAUUAAAUCUCCUCUUUCUAUAUAUUGUUAUUUAUCCGUCCCUGACACACCAUAAUUGGGAAUUUAUAUGUUGUAAAAAUAGUUGAGAACUCGCCUACAGAUUUCAGGUAAGGGGAAACAUUAUCAAAUUGCAUAUUUCUUGUUAAAUAUCCUUAUGUAAAUACUUGAAGUUAAAAUAUUUUUGAUGAAAUACAGUAGAAGCUGUCUUAUCUGAACUAAUUUUGAAAUAAAAACCUCAUUAAUUUA
This is a messenger RNA of Mytilus trossulus (common blue mussel), 2107 nucleotides long. Its product is annotated as tetratricopeptide repeat protein 8-like. Gene Ontology annotation, biological process: non-motile cilium assembly. The transcript is spliced from 11 exons. Gene Ontology annotation, cellular component: non-motile cilium; ciliary basal body; BBSome. Bases 249 to 1748 code for a protein of 499 amino acids. Lineage: Eukaryota; Metazoa; Mollusca; Bivalvia; Mytilida; Mytilidae. The record is from RefSeq and is a predicted model, not a curated record. Gene Ontology annotation, molecular function: protein binding.